Oncorhynchus masou masou (cherry salmon) is the source of this 443-nucleotide messenger RNA. RefSeq names its product mitochondrial ribosomal protein L53 (gene mrpl53). Gene Ontology annotation, cellular component: mitochondrial large ribosomal subunit. Lineage: Eukaryota; Metazoa; Chordata; Actinopteri; Salmoniformes; Salmonidae. Bases 40 to 366 code for a protein of 108 amino acids. The record is from RefSeq and is a predicted model, not a curated record. The transcript is spliced from 3 exons.
UGAACAGCGCCCGGGUUGAAAGGUCAUCGUUGCGAAAACAUGGCGACUUCAAGCAAGACAACGGUGGUGCUUAAGACGGUCAAGAACAUUGUUGUUCAGUUUUGUCCGUUUGAAUCCAAUGUUCGCUCCACACGGGAGUUCCUGGUCCUGGUUGGGUCUGAGAAGGCCAGAUCGACCAAUAUGAGCUGUGAGGUGAUGACAGAAGUGAAACACGACCAGUCUGAACCAGUGGUGGACAUCACAUUCAUGGAUGGAGAAAGGCUAAUGAUGAAGGGAGCGAGACUGACCAGCAAGGAGAUGCUGACUGCACUGCAGUCACGAUGUGUGGCCAAGGACCCCCAGGCCAAAAUUACAGCCAAGAAGUAGUCCCCUCCCUCAGUAUUUUUUUAUGUGUCUAUGUAUAUUUGUGAAUGUUUAUGAUAAAAUACUUUAUUGAAAUGUUA